UGUGCACUUGCUCUUGCUCUCCCUCUCUCUCCCUCUGCAUGUGUCUCUGCUACUGCACUCUCAUGUGCCUCUGACGCUCUCUCUUUUCUCUCCCCUCCAGUCUCCUCUCCCUCUCUCUAAAUCUCUCCCUUCUGGGACCUGUGGCCUUACUACCCCCCUCCCCUCUCCUCUCCUCUUAUCGACGCUCCCCUCGCAUGUGGCUACUCCUACUGGCCUGCCCCGCGUCGGCAAGUUCAGAAGAGAUCGCCUGACAAGGGCAGAGGGGAAGCUGUUGCUCUCGCACAGCUUAUACGACGACCGUUACCAAGGGCCAGCUGUCGCCACGGCACCGCGACCUGUGACCUCUGGCUCGUGGAAGCGUCUAGACGUCUUGGCAGCGACAAGACCCGAGACCAGCUAGGAUAAUGGGCAACCUCGUAUGCAGCGCAAGACGAAAAAAGGCAUCAGAAGCCAAUAAUGAAUCUGACGAUGCAGACAAGGUGGACAAAGACACAAGUGGGCCGAAGGAGGAAGUCCUGUACGCAACAAUUGACCACGGCAACGGCAAGAAAACAGGAAAUACGAUGCAGAUAGUGGAGGGAGAUGACUGUGACUAUGCGAUCGUCAAAAUCCCCUCUGAGGACAAGCUGUCAAUCAGAGAGGACUGCACUGACGACUAUGUGCUCAUGGGCUGAGCCUACGGAUGCCUAUUAGGGACAUGAAGCCAGAGGAGAGAAUGGCUGAACCAGGGUUGCACAUUUUACUGCUGACAAACAUUGAGAUACGCAGAGUACAGUAUGUACGUUGGAAUGUUAAACCAAUAGACUUUUCUCACGCAUCAGGUAUACAGAGAGGGUUGAUUUCAGUGUUUGUCUCUCUCUCUCUCUCUGUCUCCAUCAUACAUACACACACACACAAACACAUACACAAACACACACACACACACACACACACACACACACACACACACACACACACACACACACACACACACACACACACACACACACACACACGUCCGUACCACAUGAAAUCCCGAGAACUUUGCAUUUGCUGUUCACAUGUUACAAUGUAUAGACUUGUGGUGUGUGGUGACUUUUUUUCUGAGAAAUGAUAGCUAUACAUUUACUGUAAACUACUUUGUUUACGGAAAUAUUGAGGCAUUUGUUGUACCUUUCGCUUGUGAACUGAAGUAUGAAUGUACAGUAUGUAUGUGCGUAUGAGAAUUUUGUAUUUAUCCUCUUUAAUUUAUUCACAUCCAAAAGUUAGACUUUUUGAUGUUUAGAUUUCUAUAUUGUCUUUAUCAUUAUGUUGGUUGUGGUGUGUUUAUAAUGUGUGUGUAUUUGUUUUGGAUAUUGACAUGUAAUAGCAGCAUGUGGGGCCACACAAAAUCUACAGCAAGGAAUGACCCUUUCCAAGAACAUGGACACAAGUCCAAGUUAUCUCAAGAGUUACACCCGUGCUAAGCAGGGCCUGCAACUGAAGCACUCUAUGUGCUAAGCAUAAAGCUAGCAUACAGAUAGUUUUAGAGGACUAGUCUAUUUUUUUUUUUUUUUUUUUUUGAAAGUACACGCAGCUAUCACAUCUGGUUUAGCCAGAUCUGCUGAUGACAGCUGAAGCUAAUUGUUGCGGCAGACGCUACACGAACGGAAGGCUUCAGUCAUGUGCCCGGUAUAGCCUUUUUGCUGAUAAAGCUAAUAAAAGAGUUGCAUGGCCUGCCUCAUUUUACAUGCACAUCAAAACCAUAGUGCUUUGUGAUCGCAAGGUUCAUUUAGUCAGACUUAUCACCAAUUCUCGUUCCUGAAAUGCCCUAGUUUAAUAAUGCAAGGUAGUUAAGUAUUGAAAUAAAUAAAUAAAAAGAGUGAAUAUGU
Sardina pilchardus (European sardine) is the source of this 1850-nucleotide messenger RNA. RefSeq lists its product as uncharacterized. The coding region runs from base 405 to 674 and encodes 89 amino acids. The transcript has 4 exons. Lineage: Eukaryota; Metazoa; Chordata; Actinopteri; Clupeiformes; Clupeidae. The record is from RefSeq and is a predicted model, not a curated record.